AAAUCACAGAAAGCAAGACCAUCGCAUUGGCGCGAGCUCGAGCCAUGCAGGACUACUCGACGACCUUCAACCGCCUCUUUGGCGAGGGAGAGAAGGUGAAGGCUCCUGCCUGGUCAUCUCCGCGCCUCUUUUGGGAGGGGAACCGCACAUCCCAGUCGCCACAGGGCAGGGGCAGGGUCAGGGCCACAAGCCAGGAUGCACGCUGGAAUCCCACCACGGCCAUCACGAAGACGACUCACCAGGAUCUGGCCGUGGCGCGGCGCGCGAGCCCGCGGCCUUUGAAGCGCUUGCUGGGCCUCCGCGGUGCCGGCAUGGACUCGCUGGACGUCUGGCAUAAAGAUCAGCGGGACGCGCGCGCGGACCACCAAGCAGCCAGGAACUCCUCCACGAUCUGGUGCGAUGCGCCAGGCGACACCAAGUCAUCGCCGCGGCGCUCACCGGAACGGAACCAGUCCAACAUCUUGCGGUGGGAAUUGGUUGAGCACAAGAUCCGGCAGGACGUGAAGUCCCCGCGGGUGCGGAACCAGGAGAACAACGUCUCGGUCUUCUCCGAAAAGGCUCCUGCAAGAGCGAGCUCCCCGAAGCCGCCGAUCCCCGCCCUGCUGGAAAGCACCGAAGCUGGCCCCACCCUGUUGGCGGGAGGCUCCAAGGGGACCUUGGCGCCCAGUGCGUUAGGCUUGCGGCGCGAGUCCAUGAGCCCCGCCUUAGACACAUUGGAGGCGAGUUGGGCGGACUGCGCCGGCUACCGCGCGCGGGAGGCGAUCGCCAACAGGAACAAAGCGAGCCGCGGGCUGCGCUGGAACUGAGCUAAUUCACCCCGCAGGGUGUUGCAGGUGGGUUUUUUGAUGGGGCAGGUCAUUAUGUUUCUCAGAUGCGUGGGACAACCAUGACGUUGAACGGGAGUGAACGGUUGGUGAAAUCCAACCGGUUCUGUGCAGAGGUGAAUCCAACCCACAGGAUCACUUGCGUCAAUUCGUCAGCCCUUGUGAACCCUUGGAAUUGGGAAAUUGAAAGUUUCCCUGCAUGUGGCGCGCACCCGUGCCCACCCAAUUUGGAACAAGCCCCAGAUCCCCAGAUUCAUGAAGUGCAUGAACUUUGCCAUGCACCGUUGGUCAUUUGGGGUGUUCUGAAUGCCGAUUGCUGCCCGCAUUGCGAAGUGCAUCCAAAGAAGACGAAUCCGUGUCCUGAAACCUUGCGCAUGCCC
This is a messenger RNA of Effrenium voratum, 1204 nucleotides long. The record is from the annotation of a GenBank genome assembly. NCBI's taxonomy places the organism in Eukaryota, Dinophyceae, Suessiales, Symbiodiniaceae.